Messenger RNA from Centruroides sculpturatus (bark scorpion), 1310 nucleotides. RefSeq names its product venom metalloproteinase antarease-like TpachMP_A. The transcript is spliced from 11 exons. Gene Ontology annotation, molecular function: metalloendopeptidase activity. The coding region runs from base 1 to 1215 and encodes 404 amino acids. Gene Ontology annotation, biological process: proteolysis. The record is from RefSeq and is a predicted model, not a curated record. Lineage: Eukaryota; Metazoa; Arthropoda; Arachnida; Scorpiones; Buthidae.
AUGUUUCGUUACGUGAUAGCUGUUCUCUUUUGUUGCCCCGUUUUGGCCAUUCCUGGUGGUCGAACGGAGAUAACUUAUCCAUCUCUGGAAACAUUACGAUCUGGAGAGAAAAUACUGACACUUCGUGCUUUUGGCAAUGAUAUAGCAUUGAAAUUGGAAUCGGCUGGCGAUGUCAUAGCGGAUGAUUUCACUGCUAUGGACGGAGACGGAAAAAUUCAUAAAACUGAUGUGAAAAACUUAAAACGCAAGCUGUUUAGAAAUAAAGAAAAUAAUGCAGCUGUGUAUAUUAAUGAAGAAGGAUCUUUGGAAAUUAAAGGGUUGAUAGAUUCCAGAAUGAAAAUUGAGCCUUGUUCGUCAAACGAAGAAAUUAAAGACGGGAGGAACGCUCACUGCAUUACAAGACGUUCUGAAGACGACAAGCGAAUCCAUGAUGCAGUCAUUCCUCCGAGUAUUCAUGAAAUAUAUUCAAGCGACUCUCUAAUGAUGAUGCAAGAUGAUCAAUGUGUAGGUUUAGACUACAUAUUCGUGACAGAAAGUAACUUUACUCGUCAUUUUCCCAAUUCAGAAGAAAUCAAAGUCUAUUUAACUAUGGCAGUAAUGGGAGUUCAAAAUAUAAUGGAUACGUUAAAUCUGCGAAUAAAGGUGCGCUUGAUUGGAGUUACAGAAUACAAUGAAGAAAAUGAACCUAACUACAUCAAACAGAGUGAAAUGCCUGGGCAUAAAGGAAUUAUAUCUGUCAAUCAAUUAAUAGGAAAUAUGAUGGAUUAUUUUUGUCAACACCAAAAUGACAAAGGUUUUGAAAAAUAUAAAAAAGCUAAUAUAAUUAUGCUUAUAACUAGACGAACAUUUGGUAAUCUAUAUCCGGAUGGAAACCUUUUUACCGGCAUAACAGGGGUAGCGCCUUUAGGUGCUGCGGCUUGCGACUCUUGCGAUAAAUGUGGAGCCGUUACUGUCGGUGACGAUCCUCUUUACAGAGAUGAAAUUAUAGCUCACGAAUCCGCUCAUUUAAUUGGCAGCCCGCACGAUGGAGAAGGCCCCGAAUUAAGUCUCCACGGAGGUCCAGGAGCUAAGGCUUGUCCCGGAAGCGAUGGAUUUGUAAUGGGUGAUCAGAAGGGUGAAAAUAAAAGAAAAUUUUCUAAUUGCUCGCGCGAGAAUAUUAAAUAUUUCCUAAGCUUGCCGACUUCCCAAUGCAUUAUUCGAUAUUGCAAAAAAUAAAAAAUGAUACAACAAUGUAAACAAUCCUAUGAACUGUCUUCAAUAAUUAUAGAAUAUUGUAAAAUUUCUAAUUUGUGAAGUAGAAAACUAUAAAC